UUGUCCUUAAGACCGCCCUAGUACAAGAAAUCUAAUGGAUUUAGGUCUGGUAAUCGAGCACACCACGUGAUUGGCCCCGAUGGUCCAAUCCACCGCCCGUGGUGAGCAGGGCAGCCGUCAUGUUUUAUUCAUAGUGUACGCCGCAGAUUCAAGGGUAUAUCUUCUAAAAGAAUUGGAAGCUGUUCCUGCAGGAACUUUAAAUAAUUUUCUGAGGUGAGCGUUGGUGGCAGUUACUCAGGUCCCAAUAUCUGACCAAUAAGAAUCCCGCUCCAUAAAUUUAUUUUGCACUGGUACUGCAACCGAUCUGCUCUCAUUUCGUG
Acanthoscelides obtectus is the source of this 320-nucleotide messenger RNA. The record is from the annotation of a GenBank genome assembly. NCBI's taxonomy places the organism in Eukaryota, Metazoa, Arthropoda, Insecta, Coleoptera, Chrysomelidae.